Orycteropus afer afer is the source of this 2360-nucleotide messenger RNA. RefSeq names its product consortin, connexin sorting protein (gene CNST). Gene Ontology annotation, biological process: positive regulation of Golgi to plasma membrane protein transport. Gene Ontology annotation, cellular component: trans-Golgi network; plasma membrane; transport vesicle. NCBI's taxonomy places the organism in Eukaryota, Metazoa, Chordata, Mammalia, Tubulidentata, Orycteropodidae. Gene Ontology annotation, molecular function: connexin binding. The record is from RefSeq and is a predicted model, not a curated record.
GCGGGAAGGCAAGAGGUAUCUCCUCCAGUGGAGCCGCGGGAGACCUGAGUAAGGUCUGUGACAGCUCGUCGGCCGCCAUGUCAGCGACUGGGGCGGGAAACAGACCCGGCGUACCACGGUAGCCCUCCUUUUGCCUCCGAUUACCAGAGAUGGAAGGACUUUAAUGAAACUUGAAUGGUUCAACAAAGGAUGCUCUAAUGGAUGACAGCGAAACUCCUACAUAUAACCUGGAGAUAGAGCCACAAGAUGGGUGUCAUCCUGGUGACAGUGUGGAAAGUACAGUAACACGCUUGUCUUCUGUGUCAGAUGAAAAUGAAAAUCAACUUGAUGGGGAUGAAUGUGAAUGUCUGACUGGCAGUGACAGUGCAAUGGGAAAACCUGAAGCAUUUGAACAGGACAGUCUCAACAAUAAUGAAAGCUGCACAUCCCUCUGUGAGGUGGCUGCAAGUGAGAACUCAGAAAACAUUCCUGGUGAAGGCCCCAAAGGUGGACAGUCCUUGGGAAAGGACAAAAAAAUAUCUGGAAAAAGAAGUACAAGAAGCAAAAAGGGCACUGCUAAGAAGAUACCACCAGGAUUUUCUUCAAGGGAUAGUACACCUUUAAUGCAAGAAAAGACAGUAAGUGCAGCCACACAUGCUGUUGGUGAUGAAGAGGCUGCUGAAGUAAAUGCUAAUGAGCAACCUGAAGCCCCAAAGGUAGUUCUGCAGUCUCUGUUCUCCCUCAUACGAGGUGAAGUUGAGCAGUUGGAUUCAAGGGCACUUCCCCUUUGCCUUCAUCAGAUAGCAGAAUCAUAUUUCCAGGAGGAAGACUAUGAGAAAGCCAUGAAAUUCAUUCAGCUUGAACGAUUAUAUCAUGAGCAAUUGCUUGCAAAUCUCUCUGCCAUUCAAGAACAGUGGGAAACAAAGUGGAAAACUGUACAACUGCAUACAGUUACGUCUCAGAGGAAUUCAGAAAAAGGAUUUAAUGCUGAAGAUUUUGAAUGGCUUACUGAAUUUUGCACAACACAUCAAGACCCUCUUUUAUCCAAACAUAAGAUAGCAGCUGUAGAAAAGUCCCUCAGAAGAAAGUGCUUUAUGCAGUUAAUAGUUUCUGAAGAUCCAGAAGAGCGUGUCAAAGAGUCAGAGAGUGAAAGUUGUCUGGGCAUGGAACCAAGUGAAGAAAACCAACAUAAAGGAGAGACCCAGGAGAGCAGCCUCUGCUGUAAUCAGACUGAUGGGCAGGCCGAUUCCUCCAGCCUUCUAGCAACUACAGGGAAGGACCACAAGGAGGAGCCGCUCCGCAGCACUGAAGCCACACUGGAGCUCCACACCCAGUCUUCAGAGACAGCUGGGAGCAGGUCUGGGCCAGAUUGUUCUGAGAAUCUUUGUCAGCAAGACAGUGGCUUGCAGCUGGCUGAAACAGAGGUCUACAAAAAUGUAGCCAGAACAGAGGGCAUUGCUGAAGAUCCUAAGGUGUUACUUUCCAGCGAGUCAAUUAAGCCAUUAAUCUUACCUGGCUGUGACCAUAUACCUUCUGUGUUGAUUUUUGAGGGUAAAUACUCACAGACUGAAAGAAAGGAACUCCUGUUGCCUCUUCAGGAUGCUUCUGAGGCAUUGGCCACAGACCAACUUGAGAACAAUGAAUUAAAUAAGCUGCAGCAACCUGACUUCACCGACAGUGAUGGAAAAUCACCAUGGAGUCAGACUGACUCAGAUGGCUCUGAGAGUGCACUUUGUGAAAAUAAUAAAAUAUCUGACUUGAGUACAGCACUUCCAGAGGUUUAUAUGGCCCCAGAGGAAAAGGCAGACAAGGAUGAUCCAGUCAGCAAAGAAACAGAAGAUUAUUUGAACAGCCUUUUAGAAGGAUGCUUAAAAGAUACUGAAGAUACUCUUUCAUAUGAAGAUAACCAAGAGGAAGACUCUGAUCUCCUUCAAGAUCUUUCUCCUGAAGAAGCAUCCUAUAGUUUACAGGAGAAUCUACCUUCUGAUGAUAGCUGUCUUUCUCUUGACGAUCUUGCAAAAAGGAUAGAGAUUGCAGAGGUUGUUCCUGCUGAAGGAUUGGUCUCUAUUUUAAAGAAGAGGAAUAAUACCGUAGAAAAUCAUCCUUCCCAAAUGCAGCAGAAGCCAUCUAAGCGAAGAGUGAGAUUCCAAGAAAUAGAUGAUAACUUGGAUCAAGAUGAAGUUGGAAGUGGCUCCUGUAUUUUGCUGAUCUUGCUGUGCAUAGCAACUGUUUUCCUUAGUAUUGGAGGAACUGCCUUGUACUGUACUUUUGGUGACAUGGAGUCACCUGUUUGCACAGACUUUGCAGACAAUAUGGACUUCUAUUACACUAAGUUACUGCAGGGAAUGGCAGAACUUAAACACUGGAUCUACCUCUCCUAG